This is a messenger RNA of Amaranthus tricolor (Joseph's coat), 2404 nucleotides long. Its product is annotated as DEAD-box ATP-dependent RNA helicase 18. Gene Ontology annotation, molecular function: ATP binding; nucleic acid binding. Gene Ontology annotation, cellular component: nucleolus. The transcript has 11 exons. Bases 137 to 1930 code for a protein of 597 amino acids. NCBI's taxonomy places the organism in Eukaryota, Viridiplantae, Streptophyta, Magnoliopsida, Caryophyllales, Amaranthaceae. The record is from RefSeq and is a predicted model, not a curated record.
AAAAUAAUUUGUUAACUUUUCUUCUUGAAAAAAAUCAAUCCUCUCUCAUUUGAGGAGUGAAAUAAAAUUAGGAAGCUAAAAUCCCUAACACUCUUUGUAAAAUAAAUUGAGCAGCAAACCGGAGAAUCGCGUAUCAAUGGAGAAGACGGCGGCGGAGGAAGAAAGCACCAUUUACCCGAACAAAGCACUUACCAAUACCAGAUUCUCCGACCUCGAACCCGCUUUAUCCAAACCGGUAAUCGAAGUUCUAAACCAGGCCGGUUUUCAUCACUGUACACCGGUUCAAGCCGCUACAAUUCCUUUACUAUGUAGUUAUAAAGAUGUUGCCGUUGAUGCCGCCACCGGUUCAGGGAAAACCCUAGCUUUUGUUGUUCCAAUUGUUGAAAUUCUCCGUCGUUCCAUCACUUCACCUCCUAAACCGCAGCAAGUGCUGGGAAUUAUAAUCUCUCCUACUAGAGAGUUGUCAACACAAAUUUAUAAUGUUGCCCUGCCUUUUAUCUCAACACUUUCAAAUGUAAAGCCAAUGCUUCUUGUUGGAGGAGGGGAGGUGAAAGCAGAUUUGAAGAAGAUAGAGGAUGGGGCAAAUGUUUUGAUUGGGACACCAGGAAGGUUGUAUGACAUAAUGGAACGUGCAGACGUCUUGGAACUCCGUGACCUUGAGGUUCUGAUUUUGGAUGAGGCUGACAGGCUUUUGGAUAUGGGGUUUCAGAAGCAGAUAAAUUACAUAAUUUCACGUUUACCUAAGCUCCGUAGGACGGGUUUGUUUUCAGCUACUCAGACUGAGGCAGUUGAGGAACUUUCUAAAGCUGGAUUGAGGAAUCCAGUGAGGGUUGAAGUUCGAGCUGAAAUAAAAUCGUUUGAUGGUAAAUCUGUAAGGGAAAAUACUUCCAAAACCCCGUCAGGCCUACAUAUUGAGUACCUAGAGUGCGAGGCUGACAAGAAAUCGUCCGAGCUUGUUAACCUCCUUGUCGAAUACAAAUCCAAAAAGAUCAUAAUCUACUUUAUGACUUGUGCUUGUGUUGAUUACUGGGGAGUCGUUCUUCCACAGCUCUCUGUUUUGAAGGGUCAUUCACUGAUUCCACUUCAUGGGAAAAUGAAACAAAACGCCAGAGAGAAAGCUUUAGCUUCAUUUACAGAUCUUUCAAGUGGUGUUCUUCUUUGCACUGAUGUUGCUGCUCGUGGAUUGGAUAUACCUGGGGUUGACUGCAUUUUGCAGUAUGAUCCCCCACAAGAUCCAAAUGUAUUCGUUCAUAGAGUUGGGCGAACCGCUCGUUUGGGGAAACAGGGGAGUGCAAUUGUCUUUCUGUUGCCCAAGGAGGAAGCAUAUGUUGAAUUUCUGCGGAUAAGGAGGAUUCCUCUUGAGGAGAGGAAGUGCUCUGAUAAUUCUCCGGAUAUUAUUCCUCAGAUAAGAUCCGCUGCAAUGAAGGACCGUAAUGUAAUGGAUAAAGGACUCAAAGCCUUCGUUUCUUUUAUUCGCGCAUACAAGGAGCAUCAUUGCUCUUACAUUUUCAGGUGGAAAGAACUGGAGGUUGGGAAGUUGGCAAUGGGGUAUGGGUUAUUGCAACUACCUUCAAUGUCGGAAGUGAAGCUCCACUCACUGUCAACUGCAGGCUUUAUUCCAGUCGAGAAUUUGAAGUUGGCAGAGAUCAAAUAUAAGGACAAAUCUCGUGAGAAGCAACGGAAAAGGAAGUUAUUGGAGAAACAGUCCGAAGAAAACCAAAAUCCAAAACCCCGGAAGCCCAAACCCGCUCCAGAUCACAAGACUGCUGCUAUGAAAAAGCAAACGGCAAAGAAAAGACGUGCCGUUAAGACUAAGGAAGAUGAAGAUGAGUUAACUCAGGAGUACCGGCUUCUAAAAAAGUUGAAAAAAGGAGCUAUUGGCGAAGAAGAAUAUGCAAGGUUAAUGGGAGCUGAUGAUUUGCUUGAUUGAAUAGUCUAGAGACACUGUAAGUCGGCAUGAACCAACGGUCUGCUGUUACGAAGGUUAUUGAUUUUGAGAGGGAUGCCACUCGAGAAGGAUUGGUUCGUCAUGGCCAAUGAAGAUGUUGGCUAUUUCUAAAUUAAUGGACCCAUUUAGCGAAUUAGAUCACAUUCAAGUGUUUAAGAAAUAUUCGGGGAACUCACAUUAUAGCUUCAAGAACAAAGAAGGAAAAAAAUUCACUUUAGCAAGGUAAUCCUGACGUUAAUCUGAUCUUAUUAUGUUGAUAGCGGGUUUCAACAUUUUGAUCUGUGUUAAUGGGUUUGGUUUUGUAUUUAUUCAAAACGCCCUUCGAUUGGAAGGUAGAAUCAAGUAGUUUAGAUUCAUGGUUUUUAGAAGUCAACAUCUUCUGUUACUACAUUGUAGUUCAUAUACAGAUGUCCGAUAACGUUAGAUACCGAUAAAAUUAGAUUCGUAAUUCUUUAA